AUGCUGAAUUUCGACUACAACUUCACCAGUUCACGUGCAGGCAGGAGAUUUUCCCGGUAUCUGAUAGGAGACUUCACUUUCGCUCUUGAACAAAGCCGUUCUCGCCAAAAGCCCUUUCUCCAGAGGAACAUUACGCGUGUUUUGGCCUAUCAUCAAAAACGCCGUGAGCGCAACUUCACGCCCAGCAUCUUGAGCAAAAAAUCGCCCUCGAAGUCCCGAGAAUCAGACGAUUCUCCAGGAGGAAUACCGUCGGAGGAAUCUAGCAUCAACAUUGUGGCCCCUGUCGUCGCAUCAAACGGGUCGGAGACUUCUCCCAACCCUGAGGCUCUUUGGAGCCAAGAUCGUCAACCACCGACAAAUAUCGCUAUGGGGUCGAAAUCACAGCUUUCUCUGCAAAACGCGGGGGAAAAUGAGAGAAAUACGCGUCGAAGCAUUCGAAGCCUCUUAGACAAAGCCUACGAACAACCCGACGCCGAGCUCACCUUAGAUCUUAGCAAUAUCCGAAAAAAGCUCAACUUCAAAACCAACUUUCUCGACGAAAGCGAAAGACCUGCCAAACGUCGCAAACGCGAUUCUGUCCGGUGCCAGUGUCAUUUGACCAUAUGGGACAACCGUGAUGGCUGCGCUGCCAUACCAUUGACCACAAAAUCCGCGUACUGUCGGGUAACUGCCACAGAGACCGUGUCCGAUGGCUACUUUGUCGACGUAGAACUAGACAAGCCUUUUCUUGUCAGAGCAGCCGAACUCAAGGUUUCCAUCGAUACCAAACAAGGGUCAAUUUUGGGGAUCAUCGACAAAUACUUCCUCGAAAUCAAAAUCAUUCCUUGCAAAGCCGACAGCCCCUGGCCGCCGAUGCCAAUCUUGGGUAAAAGUGACGGUGACCAUUUUGCGCGUGAUAUCAGAAAGACUGGUUCAGAAGAGUUGCAGGGAGCUGUUGUCGCAAGAUACACGCACUUGCCACAAGCUCCGGAAUCGGAUGUCCCACUCAGUAUCUUCUUCCUUUACGAAGGGCGAACGUACAGAACCAAAUACGGCCUUCAAGUGAUAUCAACGUGGCGGAAAGGAAGUUCUGGCUCAAAGCCCGUCAAGACGGAGAAAACCGGCCUGGAAUUGGACUCUUUUUGGGCCGAGAAGCCAAAUGGCAUCAACCUCCCCAAUGGAAUGCACAAAGAAUCGAAUCUCUCGAAAUUGGUUCAGCCAAGACCACCAGAAGUCUGCUACAACUUCUGUUCUACGAUUUCAACACAAGCUGAUCAAGAUUUCCGGGUCGCGACUGUUAAGGGAUAUCGAUGCCCGUUGUGUGCAAUAUGGAAGUCUUCCAGGUUAAACAAUUUACAGUUCCACCUCUCAACAAUGCACUCCAAAUACAGGUUUUCUGUACAAAAACCUCGACGAGACCCGUCGAGCAACGAAUUGACACACAUUCAAAUCAAAGUGGACCUGGCCGCGCCAGUCAGAAAGGAAGAAGAUACCAAGUCUUUCGAGUGGCAAGCUCCAGAAAAACCAUUCGAUCUUCCCGCUUAUGUCGAGGGCGACCACAGCUGGCUAGGCGUGUCAUCUUACAAGAAGAGCCCCCUCAACGAACCCGUACCGAAUACCGGUGUAAAGAGACCGGUCUCAGGGUUUCUCCCGGCCAAAGAUGUACCCGAUUUUCGGAAACCGCAACGCAAGAAAUUCCGAGCGAUUACAUUGGAAACCAAAUAUGCAGAAGCCGAGCCUGUAUAUACGUCCAUUAGCCACCGUCCAGUCUCUCCCAGCGAAGAGUCACGUAGCGAGACAGAUGACGAGAUUGACAACGAAUGGCAAAUUCAAUUGCACAUGGAGCGGCUCGAUCUUAUAGGGACACGAGAAGGUUGGAAUGAUUACGAACGGGAGCUUCGAAAGCGCUGGGAUCGACAUCGCAUGGAGGAGCAGCUGGAACAUUCCCGAUAUCUUUCAAACAGCUUGAUUCGAUUCGUACGAAAGAAUCGAAGCUGGUUGAAGGAUGGCGACGAUCAGUUGCUUUUAGUGUUCUUCGAAUUCCUAGAACAACUCAAGGAACGUGGUGUCAUUGACGACAAUGUGGUGUGCGAUGUCAAUGAGUUGAUAUUUCAAAAUGCUCCAGCUGCGAGUCCGACGCCAAAGCCAGCCGAGAUCAACGGCGCGCUCGCGCCUAGGAAAGAGGGUGUACGGACGAGAAGUCAGACGCGCAGUCCAUAUCCGAACGAAUUAAAUGGAAUCCGGUCGAAGAGUAAGACUCCUCAGCCUAGAACUCCCAAAACGACGGCACCACCUCCAAACUCACUCAAGGCCGGCGCGUUCGUUUGUGGAAUCUGCUCGCAGCCCAUCAAACAUAUGAUCAAGGAUGUGAUUUGGUGUAAGGAUCCGGAGUGUAAGACACCCAGGACCAUGUAUCAUCGCCAAUGCGCUCAGAGCCAUCGAGGAACCAAGUGUCAAGGGCGGGAUAAAAAUACCAGCAAGCCCACAAUUGUUGAGAUGGGACAUGAUCCAUGCAUGGACCUAAGAUGGGUGAUGGGAAGAAGUAGUGGCAGUGGUAGUCCGGCCCGACCGAUUCAUGACAACACGGAAGCAGCUGCGGAAUCUACGGGGGAAUUUGAUGCUUCGAAUUGGAGUUGUCGCGCGUGCAUUGCAAGGCAGAAUAAGGCUAUCAAGACCAGGGAUCUUGCCACGACUUCGGCCAUGCCCAUGUCUAGCCCACGGUGA
Rhinocladiella mackenziei CBS 650.93 is the source of this 2703-nucleotide messenger RNA. RefSeq lists its product as uncharacterized. The record is from RefSeq and is a predicted model, not a curated record. The transcript has a single exon. NCBI's taxonomy places the organism in Eukaryota, Fungi, Ascomycota, Eurotiomycetes, Chaetothyriales, Herpotrichiellaceae. Bases 1 to 2703 code for a protein of 900 amino acids.